This is a messenger RNA of Miniopterus natalensis, 4075 nucleotides long. RefSeq names its product terminal nucleotidyltransferase 4B (gene TENT4B). Lineage: Eukaryota; Metazoa; Chordata; Mammalia; Chiroptera; Miniopteridae. Gene Ontology annotation, biological process: polyadenylation-dependent ncRNA catabolic process; RNA 3'-end processing. Gene Ontology annotation, cellular component: TRAMP complex; nucleolus. The record is from RefSeq and is a predicted model, not a curated record. Gene Ontology annotation, molecular function: poly(A) RNA polymerase activity; mRNA binding.
AAGAGGAAGCGCGACAACAAGGCCAGCACCUACGGACUCAACUACAGCCUGCUGCAGCCCAGCGGAGGGCGGGCCGCGGGGGGCGGCCGGGCGGACGGCGGCGGGGGCGUGUACAGCGGGACCCCUUGGAAGCGGAGGAACUACAACCAGGGAGUCGUGGGUCUGCAUGAAGAAAUCAGUGAUUUUUAUGAAUACAUGUCUCCGAGGCCAGAGGAGGAGAAGAUGCGGAUGGAGGUGGUGAGCAGGAUCGAGAGCGUCAUUAAGGAGCUCUGGCCCAGCGCUGACGUCCAAAUAUUUGGGAGUUUCAAAACUGGCCUGUAUUUACCUACUAGUGACAUCGACCUGGUGGUGUUUGGGAAGUGGGAGAACCUCCCCCUGUGGACCCUGGAAGAAGCUCUCCGAAAACAUAAAGUUGCAGAUGAGGAUUCGGUGAAAGUUCUGGACAAAGCAACUGUACCUAUUAUUAAGUUAACGGAUUCUUUUACUGAAGUGAAAGUUGACAUCAGCUUUAAUGUACAGAAUGGUGUGAGAGCAGCGGACCUCAUCAAAGACUUCACCAAGAAAUAUCCUGUAUUACCAUACUUGGUUUUAGUAUUAAAACAAUUCCUAUUACAGAGGGACCUUAAUGAAGUAUUUACAGGUGGAAUUGGUUCUUACAGCCUCUUUCUGAUGGCAGUCAGCUUCCUCCAGUUACAUCCCAGGGAAGAUGCUUGCAUCCCCAAUACAAACUAUGGUGUUCUCUUAAUAGAAUUUUUUGAAUUGUAUGGACGACACUUCAAUUACUUAAAGACUGGCAUCCGGAUAAAGGAUGGUGGUUCAUAUGUGGCCAAAGAUGAAGUACAGAAAAAUAUGCUGGAUGGCUACAGGCCGUCGAUGCUUUAUAUUGAAGAUCCUUUACAACCAGGUAAUGAUGUUGGAAGGAGUUCCUACGGGGCCAUGCAGGUGAAGCAGGCCUUUGAUUAUGCCUACGUGGUUUUGAGUCACGCUGUGUCACCCAUAGCAAAGUACUAUCCCAACAAUGAGACAGAGAGCAUAUUAGGUAGAAUAAUUAGAGUAACGGAUGAAGUCGCCACAUACCGAGACUGGAUAUCAAAGCAGUGGGGCUUGCAGAGCAGGCCCGAGCCCUCCUGCAACGGAAAUGGUGUUACCUUGAUAGUAGAUUCUCAGCAGUUAGAUAAAUGUAAUAAUAAUCUGUCUGAAGAAAAUGAAGCCCUUGGAAAAUGUAGAAGUAAAACUUCGGAACCUCUUAGUAAACACUCUUCAAACUCUUCAUCAGGUCCAGUGUCUUCGUCUUCCGCCACACAGUCCAGCUCUAGUGACGUCGAUUCCGAUGCGACACCAUGCAAAACCCCCAAACAGCUGCUCUGCCGUCCGUCCCCCGGGAACCGAGUAGGGUUGCAGGACGUGUCCGUGGAGGCCUCGCAGGCAGGUGGGAAAAUGCAGAGCACCCAGGCCACUGCCACGCCCGGCAACGCCAGCAAAUCACAGCACGGACCGGCCCGGCUCUUCCGUUCUUCCAGCAAAGGCUUCCAAGGUACAGCUCCAACCAGCCAUGGGGCCCUGAUGACAAACAAACAGCAUCAAGGCAAAUCCAAUAAUCAGUAUUUCCAUGGCAAAAGGAGGAAACACAAGAGGGACGCCCCCCUCUCAGACCUCUGUAGAUAGUCGGCGUGGUGCAAUGGACCGUCUGUGUGCAGUGACCUCAUGCCCAGGACAGUUGCCUGGGGACUCCUGGGACACGUUCAGGAGCCUUGCGCUGUCCACUUGUUGAUUUAGCAACUGUGUUUUUUCCCAGCUCGCCAUGGAAUGGAUCACGAAGACUGACAGCUGCAAAAACAAAAAGCACGCAAAAAAGGGGGGAGAAAAGGCUGCUCAUUUGAUAAGUCAUAUGCUACAACAGGGUCAUUUUAAGAUUUAAAGCUUGAAUGUAAAAUAAAUAUAUUUCUCAUUGGCUUUAUGCAGAGUUAGGGGGAAUAGUCGUCAGUGUGGGUGGGUGAUUGGAAGAAAAUGGAAUUUCAGAGGGUCGGGUGGGGGGAGAACAGGUCUCUCAUAGGAAGCCCAGAUUCCAAAGGGAAAAGUGAUCUGUGCAUGUGUUUUUUUAAAUAUUUUUGCAUAUAUUUACCAUUUUAUUGUGUGUAUAUAUAGAUGACCAUAUAGGAAAUUGAUAUUUGUAAUAGUGGAUUUGUUAAUACUUUUUACAUAACAUUACUGUUUAAAUUGUAUACAGAUUUUUUCUCAGGAUUAGUUUGCAAAAUAAUCUGAAUUGUCAUCUUAACAUCCACACGUAGGGGCGUGACUAGUUCUCUUACUCAAUUUGUCCUUGGCAUUGAAAUGACCUGGUAGGACCCUCGUGACCUGCUGCUGCAAAAGUGUUUCCUCCCUCAAGAAAAGGUUUAUGGUGGCAAAUGACAUUUAUUUUAUUUUGUACAAACAAAUAUAUAUAUAUCCGUACUGUGUACUUUUGUGUAAACACUGAAAAAUCUCUAGUCAUCUCUGAAAUUAACUUGCAGUCAUUUUCAAUAGUGCUGUCGUCUUGGGCAGUGGGCAAGUACAUGACUUCGUGUUUGUUUCCUUUGCCGUCUUUUUUUUUUUAAAAUAAUUUCUCAUAGGGAGAAAGGCCACGUGUCUGUCCCUCCUGUCGCAGUGAGCCCUGCGCUGCACAGACUGCAUGCUGGCGCCUCUCGCCCUGUGUGCUGCGUGUGCUCGUCUCUCAUCUCUUUUUAAAACUCAUGCUUAACUACUGUGGGAGAGAAACCUGUCAACAGCUUUAAUUAAAUCAUACUUAUAAAAAACUAUUUUCUUAUACUCCACUUUCUGCUUUUGGUAUUGUUGAUCUUUCAGAAUGAAAUGGUCUUUGAUAAUGGGUCUCUUUUGUAUUGCCUUUUAAGACCAAAUACUUCUUGUCAUUGCAUUCUCUGUCCUCUCCUUCCAUGGAAUUGUUACCUUGAAUUAAAACUUUUUUAAACAUUGGCUUGUUUCAAUCAUACUGUAAAUUUUGGUUGUGGUCAGCUUUGAGUGCAAACGAGAUGUACAAUUCUGUUCUUCGUCACCUGUUGAGUUUGGGAAUGUUUACUAUGAUCGAAUGUAAGUGAAUUUCUGAAAUUGCUCUCUGUAGGUGAAAGCUCUUAUGUUCAGCAUCAGUGUGUGUGGCUCUGCUCAUUACAGCCGUUUCUGAGAUGAGAUUCUUUUAUAAAUAUAUACAUAUAAAGUACUGUUGGCUUUUAGGAAUUUCUUUUAUAUACAUUUAUGAAAUACUGAAGACCAAUCAGACCGUUAAUGGACACUUAGUGCAACUUUUUAUAAAGAAAAUAAUGCUAAAGUAAGACCAAAACCGAUGUCAUACCUGAAAUCAACAAUUCAAUAUGUUCGUAUUUUAAUUCACAACUGAAAGAUAUGUUCCAGAACCGGAAACCACACCCGUGUAACCCAUGCAAGAUUUUAAAUGUGAUGUUACUUUGACGAUGUUUUAAAUUUUAGAGUCACGUUUUAUUCUGAUCAGAAUUUUUAUCAAGGUGUCGAGCUUUUGUUUUUUGAAACUAGUUUGUCAUACAUGUUGUGUGCAUAAUCACAGUAUUUAUUUUCUAGGACUAUUGUGAAUGUGUAGACUUAUGUUUACUGCUAAGGGAACAAUUAUUUAUAAAAUAAAAUUAAAUUCAGUGUUAGCUGCCUACUUCAGACAACACUUGCAGAGAUCCAUGUCACGUUGACCACACUAAAGUUUUUUUAAAAGAAUCACCCUCAUUGUCGAAAGUGAAUGUACUCUUAGGGUGCGGAUAUUAGUGUUCCAAUAAGCAUGUGAUUUUAUUAAAGGUGGUGGUAGCGGGAAGAUAAUCUUGAUUCCAUUGGGAAUCUUAGGUUUUCGUAAAUUUAUUGGGAAAAUAGUUUUUCCUGUACUGCUGACGUUUCUUUUUGGUAAACAGUAUCUUUCUAAAAGAAAAAGCAUGAAGGAGAAUUGAGGCGUGUACAUUUCCUCAAAUGACCAGCAUUGUAUUCGUGAAUACUGUGUAUCUUGCAAUGAGCAGUGUGGGAACUGUUCAUUUUCCAACCCGAAGUAAAAUACUUUCAAGAACUUUCA